GUUUAGUCACGCCAUCACAUUGCUGAAUCAGGUCUCCACGCGACGAAUGUAGGCUGGACUGGUGUCUGUUCCAGGACAUGUUUCGACAGCCAUCUCCAGCUCAAGUUGCGCGGGAUUGAGGCAAGUGCUGUGCUCGCACGCGGAGUCUCUCUUUCCGCGCACCUCAGCUUAUCUCCCCCAAGACUGGCUCCACCGCGCUUCGGACGUUGUCUUCUCUACUCGUGGACCAAUCCAAUGGAUAGCUAUCAUGCCUCCACCACCCGUUUCCUUCCACACCAAAGGCAAGCGAAUGGUGUACAAUGAAAGCUACAUCGUCGUCGACCAAGCUUACGUGCAAUACAUGCCCCCAGUUUCGGUCGGGAAUAAAGAAUACUCCCCUGCUGAUUUGCCUAUCCUCUUCAUCCACGGCGGAGGACUGACCGGCGCGAUGUGGGAAGCCACUCCCGAUCGUCGACCUGGAUGGGCUGUCCUUGCUAGUCGGCCCCCUUACACCCGAUCAGUGUACUGCAUCGAUGCCGUCGACAGUGGACGCAGCCAACGCUGUCCAGACGACUUACGCUCGGCACCCGUCGAAUACCGCACUGCGAAGCAGAUGCACGAGCGCUUCCGCCUGGCUCCGUCGGAGAACAAAAGUACCGACGACCAGGAAUAUCAAUUCCCACUUGAGCACCUGGAUGCCUUGAUAGCUACGCAGAGCGCCCGAAGACGAGGACAGGAGCAAUAUAGCGCCGAAGCGAAAGGCAUCCAGGAUGCCAUCUCGGAGAUUGGCGAGUGUGAUAUCAUCGCGCACAGCAACGGCUGCUCUACUUGCAUUUCUGCCCUGCUCGAUCCCAACACCACGUCGAAAGUCAGGCGUCUUGUCUUGGUUGAGCCGGCUUGGGCUUUGACGGAUUCUACGGACCACUUGAAGGAUGUCACCACUUUGCUUGUUUGGGGCGAUCAUCUGGCUGGCCAUGAAAUGUGGGAACCCAUUGUGGAGUAUUACCGGGACCUGGAAGGGGAUGUGACGGUAUACGAUCUACCCAAGAUGGGAAUCAGGGGCAACUCUCACUUCCCUAUGCACGAUCGGAAUAGUGAUGAGGUGGGUCAUUUGAUUUUGAAAUGGCUACAGAAAGCCUGAAAUAAACCACUACUUGGACUGCUCCGAAGCAAAAUCCCUCACCGCCACACCGUUCGCCGCAAGAAGUGCAAUGAGUUCGGUGAGCUUCAAGUUGAGCUCCUCAAACGCGCACACCAUCCUGUCAAGCACUUUCCCCUGCCUUGACCACAUGUUCACCACAGCAUUGGCUUC
Messenger RNA from Neohortaea acidophila, 1291 nucleotides. RefSeq names its product Alpha/Beta hydrolase protein. The coding region runs from base 248 to 1120 and encodes 290 amino acids. The record is from RefSeq and is a predicted model, not a curated record. NCBI's taxonomy places the organism in Eukaryota, Fungi, Ascomycota, Dothideomycetes, Mycosphaerellales, Teratosphaeriaceae. The transcript has a single exon.